AUGGAAUCCAAAUCCGUAAACGGCGUCGUUGCACCAGAGUCGAAUCCCCCCGACUCAACGGAAACAGCAUCAUCACCGUCCGAAUUCGAGAAGAACCAGAAACAUUACCAAGAAAUCAUCGCCACGCUUCCUCACGAAAGUGGGUGGCGACCAAAAGAUCCGUUCGUCGAGUACGGUGGUCACUGGUGGCUACAGCCUCUCCUCGAAGGCUUACUCCACGCCCAGAAAUUCUUCAAAGCUCGACCCAACGAUUUCUUCGUCUGCAGCUACCCGAAAACCGGCACCACUUGGCUCAAAGCUUUAACUUUCGCAAUCGCGAAUCGCUCCAAGUUCGACGAUUCCACAAACCCACUUCUCAAACGCAACCCACACGAGUUCGUGCCUUACAUCGAAAUCGAUUUCCCGUUUUUCCCAAGCGUCGAUGUUCUUAACGACGAAGGAAACACGCUCUUCUCGACUCAUAUCCCUUACGAUCUCUUACCCGAAUCGAUCGUUGAAUCCGGUUGCAAGAUGGUUUACAUAUGGAGAGACCCAAAGGACACAUUUGUCUCCAUGUGGACAUUUGCUCACAAGGAGAGGUCACAGCAAGGAGAUGUCAUUGGCAUUGAGGAGGCUUUUGAUAAGUACUGUCAAGGUUUAUCUGCGUACGGUCCUUAUCUUGAUCAUGUUUUAGGGUAUUGGAAGGCUCACGAGGCAAACCCAGAUCAGAUGUUGUUUCUCAAGUACGAGACGAUGAGAGCUGAUCCAUUGCCGUACGUGAAGAGGUUGGCCGAGUUUAUGGGUUACGGAUUCACGGAGAAGGAAGAGGAAGAAAACGUUGUUGAGAAAGUUGUGAAGCUUUGUAGCUUUGAGAAUUUGAAGAAUCUUGAAGCUAACAAAGGGGAGAAAGAUAGAGAGGAUCGUCCUGCUGUUUAUGCCAACAGUGCUUAUUUCAGGAAAGGGAAAGUUGGGGAUUGGCAGAAUUAUUUGACUCCGGAGAUGGUGGCUCGUCUUGAUGGCUUGAUGGAGGAGAAGUUUAAAGGAACUGGUUUUCUUUCUUCAGCACCGUGA
Molecule: messenger RNA, 1050 nt
Organism: Thlaspi arvense
Lineage: Eukaryota; Viridiplantae; Streptophyta; Magnoliopsida; Brassicales; Brassicaceae
Source: the annotation of a GenBank genome assembly